AACAUACACGGCUAGAAGCAGUAACGUCAACCCAUCACAGUGCUUGUCGAUUGUCACCGCUGUCAGCUCAAACUGUUAUUUAUGAAUUUGCAUUGUUUUCCAAAGUGUUAUUUAUAGGUAAACCGUGCAUGUGCCCCAACUUUCCCUCGGGGACAUCACGCCCUCUCGUUGCACUGUUUUGCUAUGUCAUCGCAGUCCCAGUAAACCCAGGUUAUGUUCUUGGAUGUCAAUUUGGUAUUUAAUCAAUUUAUCAUAUUCAAACAAAGUUUCCAAUCCCAAAGCGGCAAACAAUCCAUUAUCAGUGCUUAGCUGAGCUCAUCUAAAUCGGUCACAUAACAGCAUGGAUGGAGGCGGUGAUAGAACGGAGCGGUUACACGCUAGCAAUGUAGCAGUGAUCCGGGAAGUCUACGAUGGGUCCAACUCCCAGGAGUUGUUCGAAAUGCAGCUGGAAAAAUACCUGGACAGUUGCUGUGCCAUCAUUGUCAUCGAACCCACACAACUAGGCGACGAGACAGCCAGGUGGAUCACUGCUGGAAAUAUUCUGCAUAAACUGGCUGUAGUUGGAGGGCUUUCCAGUGUAGUAACUGGCUUUGUUUGGCCCCAAACCUUCGUACCUCAAGCCCCUCUUGGAAUAAUUUCAGUAUUAUGCACCGGGCUGUAUACAGCAUUGUGGCAGUUCGAUCACUGCGUUAAAUAUCAAGUGGAAAAAGAUCCAAGAAAACUAGCAAGGCUUCCAAUUCUCAGCGUGAUCACAGCAGCGUCUCCAGUAGUUUUAGUUCGAAAAGACGAUACGCGUAGAAAAGUCCUGCAUUGUACAAUAUCCUUAACUGCAGCCGCUUUGUGCGUGUAUCGACUGUAUGCCUCAGUAAAGUAGCGGAUUUUAGCUAGAAGCAUGUUCAUAGGAUAUAUUUUUGGUCUUUUUUACAAAUUACGUUGCAGCAAAUGAUCUCCCUGCACCAAAAAAACCAAAGGCUCGUAGAAUUGUUAACUGUUAUAGAGUAUUUGUGGCAGCCUUAGUAGGAUUUGAUUGGGUUGUAUGUUGGCAUGCGAAGCCAAUAGGGGCAAAUGUUGCUGUACUCAAUUGUUGCAAAAUGAAUUUUUAAAUAGAGUUUAUAUUACUUAAAAA
Messenger RNA from Dendroctonus ponderosae (mountain pine beetle), 1126 nucleotides. RefSeq names its product transmembrane protein 11-A, mitochondrial (gene Pmi). The transcript is spliced from 4 exons. Gene Ontology annotation, cellular component: mitochondrial inner membrane. Gene Ontology annotation, biological process: inner mitochondrial membrane organization. NCBI's taxonomy places the organism in Eukaryota, Metazoa, Arthropoda, Insecta, Coleoptera, Curculionidae. The coding region runs from base 341 to 874 and encodes 177 amino acids. The record is from RefSeq and is a predicted model, not a curated record.